This is a messenger RNA of Megalobrama amblycephala (Wuchang bream), 2265 nucleotides long. Its product is annotated as fibronectin type III domain-containing protein 9. The transcript has 2 exons. Lineage: Eukaryota; Metazoa; Chordata; Actinopteri; Cypriniformes; Xenocyprididae. Gene Ontology annotation, molecular function: protein binding. Bases 841 to 1503 code for a protein of 220 amino acids. The record is from RefSeq and is a predicted model, not a curated record.
UUCUACUGUUGUUGAUUAUUACUGCUGCUGCAGAGCAAGUAUGGGCUUGUCAGUACAAUAGAUACACAGACACACUGCUCUGGCUCUCAAGGACUAGAAGGACUAAACUAAACAUUUUACAACGUGCCAAUGAUUUUCUUAUAAGCUUCCUUUGUUUAUUGGUGUCACGUUAAUAAGCCAAAUUAAAAUAUAGUUUUUAAACAGCAAACAAUGAGUAGUAACGAAACAAGUUUCCUUCUGUUUUUCAAAUUAGCUAGCAGUACUUGCAAGUUGACCGAUUAAAGAUUAAUCAUAAAUGCGUGAGCAUACAUGUCCGUAGGUGUUGUGGCAGUGACUCAGGGGAGACAGGUCACCAGUCUGAGGGAGUAAUUGAGAUCACAGUGGGGGAGGAAAAAUGCCAUGUGUUCCUCCAAUGAUUGAGUGAGAAAGGAUGCGUAAGAGACAGAGGACAAGCAAGAGAGUUCAAGCUCUCCCAGCUGUAAUUCUGUUUAAAAUGCACUCUACGCAAAACAUUGAUGUGUCGUCUCCCUCCUCCCCAUAGCACUCUCUCUCUGCUUUAUGUGCCGUCUGCUGUUCUAAUCAGAUAGAAGAGCUUUUCUGUGCAGCGGUGUGGAUGUGGAGCUCUUUCUGAAGCAGACUUGAGCCAUGCCAAACAGAGAAAGCCACAGGUCACACUCUCUGAACGCUUCAGAGGGAUUCUGUCCGCAACAACGAGACGAUCUAUGAAGUGACUCUUCUCAUUUCUUACGAUUCUUCAAAAUCAUUGCAUGACGUCUCAAACCAGCCUUCAUCAUCAAACUGUGCGUGCAUAAGAAAAUCUUGACCUAAAACAAACUCGACAUGACUAUCGCCAUUCAGAACAUCACCGCCACCUCUGCCAUCGUCAGCUGGCCGUCUUCUCCAGGCUGUGUGGACACGUUCUACAGCGUCAUGUAUCACCCUAACUGGAACAGCCUUCUGAUGGGUUACACACGCAAGAGUUUUCUGCGCGAGGACAGGGUUCCCGUGAGCCAGACUUCUACCAGUCUGGGCAACCUUAGUCCUCAGACCACAUACAUCCUCUGCGUCACCUGCCAGUCUGCAAAUCCCACCAGAGAGCAGUGCCAAGUCUUUAGUACCCUAGAUGAGGGCACUGAGCUCGGGGAGAGCAGCAGGGAGCUGGCAAUGGGAGUCUGGCUGGCCAGCAGCAUUCUCUUGCUGAUCAUUGCCGUGGCUCUGCUUUGGGGAUGUCUCCAUACCAUGUGUCCAGCAAAGAGGAACCCAGAAAGAGGUAGCCAGCCAGGUCCGAACCCUCCACACCUGGCUCUGACCCCCAUGGGUGGGAAGAUGGGAAGUGAAGGAAGAAAAAGUCUAUACAUGCCCGGUUGCGGCGAGGAGGACUUUCAGAACGCAACAGUGAUCGAGAAUCCUUUUCGAGUCGAGCAUGGCAGAGAAAUGGCAAACGGAAGUCGUGAACUUCAAACAUCGAGUAAUAAACAAAGAUUUGGCCCCGAGUCAGAAUAACUGGGCUGCCAAAUUAUCACUGUGAUAUACAGACCCUCGAAAUUAAAACUAUUAGAACCUACACAAUGAGGACAAUCAACGGGGUGGAAACAAUUUUGAGGAAAUGAGGCUCAAGCAGUUGGGCUAAGCUGACCAGGUUUAAUUAGCAUUUAAAUGUCAGAUAAAAACAUCAUUAACUAAUCAACCAGACUGAACAGAAUCAACUGAAGCAGAAUCAACUGUAAUUCUAUAGACUUUAAGGUACGCAAAGUGUAAUAUGUAAUAUAUAUAUAUAGCCUCUUCGAGCUACACUGUAAUUCUAUAGACUUUAAGGUAUAUAUAUAUAUAUAUAUAUAUAUAUAUAUAUAUAUUGUAAUAUGCCUCUUCUAUAACAUGAGUUGAUGCAUUCAGAAUUUAUUCAUCUAGGUUUAACAUUUUAGCCCAUUACUACAAAUUUUUUUAUUAAUUUAUUAUAAAAAAUUCCCCCCACUUUGAAAAUUAUAAUUUUACGCUUAAAUAGUACCAAAUACACACAAGAUAUAUAUAUAUAUAUAUAUAUAUAUAUAUAUAUAUAUAUAUAUAUAUAUAUAUAUAUAUAUAUAUAUAUAUAUAUAUAUAUAUAUACAUAUAUAUAUAUAUACACACAUAUAUAUAUAUAUAUAUAGCUUUAAUGUAAUGGGGUUUUUUUUGCAUUUAAUGUCUCUGUGAGUUGAUAGUCUCUGUGCAUUCAUUGAUAUCCUCUGCUUGAAAUGUAUCUUGCUUAAUAAAAAACAUUUCCCUGUA